Molecule: messenger RNA, 1529 nt
Organism: Olea europaea var. sylvestris
Lineage: Eukaryota; Viridiplantae; Streptophyta; Magnoliopsida; Lamiales; Oleaceae
Product: 24-methylenesterol C-methyltransferase 2-like
Exons: 1
Coding region: 96-1187 (363 amino acids)
Biological process (GO): steroid biosynthetic process
Molecular function (GO): S-adenosylmethionine-dependent methyltransferase activity
Source: RefSeq, a predicted model, not a curated record
AUCUCGCACAAAUCCACACAUAAAAAGCCAUUUCACCUUUCACUUUACUCUUACUUCGAUAUCUUUUAUAUCUAUACUCUCUCUCUCUUCUAUCGAUGGAGUUCUUUACUCUCUUCUGCACUGCCUUUCUUUUAGCCGGCGGCUUAUACUGGUUUGUUUGCAUUCUUGGCUCGGCCGAGCAAAAGGGUAAACAUGCCGUUCAGCUUUCCGGCGGCUCAAUCGCCAAAGAAAACGUUCAAGAUAAUUACCAGCAGUACUGGUCGUUUUUCCGGAGACCCAAAGAAAUCGAGAAGGCAGAAAAGGUACCUGCUUUCGUCGAUACAUUUUAUAAUCUGGUUACAGAUAUUUAUGAAUGGGGUUGGGGUCAGUCUUUUCAUUUUUCUCCUUCCGUUCCUGGAAAAUCGCAUCGGGAGGCUACUCGUAUACACGAGGAGAUGGCGGUGGAUCUGUUAAAUGUGAAGCCUGGGGCUCGAAUUCUUGAUGCAGGUUGUGGGGUAGGUGGCCCGAUGCGGGCUAUUGCAGCCCACUCGGGGGCUAAUGUAGUUGGGAUUACCAUAAAUGAGUAUCAGGUGAAUCGGGCCCGGACACACAACAAGAAGGCCGGUCUUGAUAAGCAAUGUGAGGUGGUGUGUGGUAAUUUCCUUCAGAUGCCUUUUGCCGACAAUAGUUUUGACGGGGCUUAUUCAAUUGAGGCAACGUGCCAUGCCCCAAAAUUGGAGGAAGUGUACAGUGAGAUCUAUAGGAUUUUGAAACCUGGAUGUUUAUAUGUGUCUUACGAAUGGGUGACAACUGAAUUGUACCGUGGAGAUGACCCGGAGCAAGUGGAGGUCAUCCAGGGGAUUGAGAGAGGAGAUGCCUUACCAGGGCUUAGGAGUUACAAGGACAUUGCUCAAGUUGCAAAGACGGUUGGGUUUGAAGUGAUUAAGGAAAAGGAUUUGGCUAAACCACCGGCCAACCCGUGGUGGACGAGGCUGAAGAUGGGGAGGAUUGCCUAUUGGAGGAACCACAUUUUAGUCACAGUGCUUGCGUGGCUGGGGAUUGCGCCAAAGGGUGUCGUGGAUGUGCACGAGAUGCUUUUCGUGACUGCAGAUUACCUGACCAGAGGUGGUGAGACUGGGAUUUUCACUCCUAUGCAUAUGAUUCUCUGCAGGAAGCCGGAAAGUAAGUCUGUUUCUAGUUCGACUUAGGAGGACGCAAUGUAAUGCAUAUGAAUUGAUCUACAAUUAUGGAGGUCAAUUUCUUGAUGUUUUAUUUUUGUUAUUUGUCUUUUACUUUGUUGUUUAUCGGAUUUAAUUUAAUAGCUUUAUGCCGUUUUAGCUUGAUUGCUUGCUUUCAUAGAAAAAAUUUCUUCAUUUUGUUUAGUUUAUUGUUAAUGUUGUUGGCUUGAAGUAGAUUUGGCCGUCUUAUCUUGUGUUGUUCGAGGGAACUACAAAGAAAUUUGACACUGCCCUCUAACUUAUGUUAGAAAGUCUCUUGAAAUUAGCUUGUUCUAUUCUUUUUGUAAUGGUAAAAUUAUCAAUGAUGGUCAA